CUUCCUGUCAUUGUACAGAGCGGUAGUGAAUAUUAAAUCGUUUAUUUUUUCAUUCAUGUGAUUAAUUAUAUUAAAAUUUACAAUAAAUAUUUCGGUUGCGAUCAUGGAUUACGUAACUAGAUCAAUAAUAUUACUAGUCAUACUCUCUUCUGUAGCGUCUCGUAAGUUAUUAUUUACAUUCACAUUAAUGCAGUGUAUUAAACUCAAUGGAACGUGCAAAGUUAUUACGGAUUGCGAAUAUGUCGUGAAAUUAAUUAGUAGCUUAGCAUCAAGCAAAGAGACCGAUAAUACGAGAAAACAGUUACGAAAUAUGCUUUGUGGUUUCCAAGGAUCGACCCCAGUGGUUUGCUGCCCCGAUGUCCCACCAAACUCUGACUUCAUAGUGUACAACAAAUCCGAAGAAACUGCCACGAACAGACCGAAGACUACCACCACACCGCUUGCCGACCUAGUUCGAAGGACCACAUCAACCUUCCGGACCACAGAAGCGGCAACCGCUACUGAAAUACCAAUAAAAACGGAACCUCCAACGGAGAAGCCUGACCCUUUCCCUGAUAGAGAGAUAUGUGGCGAAUCAACAGGUUCUGACAGAAUAAUUGGCGGAACAAUCGCUGCAAUUGAUGAAUUCCCAUGGAUGGCCCUCGUCAAAUACUUAGAUCAUGACAACAAAUUCCAAUUAAGUUGUUCAGCCACUCUCAUCACGGACCGUCACCUUCUGUCUGCCGCGCAUUGCUUCUCGGGUCACACACUAACACCUGUCAGUAUUCGCCUGGGUGAGUGGAAUACUCAGUCGCCAAAUGAGUGUUUCGACAGUGUAUGUGCUGAUCCACCGGUGGAGAUUGAAAUAGAAAAAGUAUUCCUCUACCCCAAGUACAAGAAAGAAGCCUUGACUUUUGGGGACAUUGCUGUUAUAAAACUGAAGCAGCCGGUUAACUUUACAGACUUUAUACAACCCAUCUGCCUGCCUACAACUGAAUACAUCAAAAUGCAGGACUAUACGCGAGAUAGUUCCUACUGGACUGCUGGCUGGGGAGUAACUGAGUUUGGUGAAACAUCUAUGGUCAAACGGAAAGUGGAUGUCGAAGCUGUGCCAAUAGACAUUUGUCGAGCUGCCAUACCCUAUAUCCCAGAAUCAUCCUCGCAGUUCUUGAUUUGUGCUGGAGGCAGAGGCGGCAAGGACUCGUGUAGAGGAGACUCCGGAGGUCCUUUGAUGAGGGAGGUCAGAGAGAACUACAGAUCGAACUGGUUCCUCUAUGGCAUUACAAGUUUUGGGGGUAAAGCAUGCGGGCAAGCAGGCAUACCCGGAGCCUACACAAGGGUCACUGCAUACAUGGACUGGAUACGCGACAUUGUUCAGACUUGAUUCUUCCGUCCUCAAUUCGAAUAAACUCCAAGUAUUCAAACUUUAUCCCAGCUUUUGUAUCGUCAAUGGUCUAAAGCUAAGAUCUAUAGAGCGAUAGAUUUAUGUCAGACACAAACCUGUGAGCAGUGUGCUGAAGAUUAAAAGGCAACAAUUUACUCUAAGAAGAAACUACGAAUUUGGAGGCCCUUUAAUAUGGGAGGUUAGAGAACAUUGUAGAUCCAACGGAUGCUGUAGGAAAUAAUGAUAAUGUUGAUAAAAAAUAGCACCUCAAGAUUGGCAAUGAGAUAAAUGUUUGUACCGGAAACCAGAAUGCAUCCGUAAAAGGACAACAUAAGAGAAUUAA
Molecule: messenger RNA, 1706 nt
Organism: Maniola jurtina (meadow brown)
Lineage: Eukaryota; Metazoa; Arthropoda; Insecta; Lepidoptera; Nymphalidae
Product: CLIP domain-containing serine protease 14D-like
Exons: 7
Coding region: 104-1363 (419 amino acids)
Biological process (GO): proteolysis
Molecular function (GO): serine-type endopeptidase activity
Source: RefSeq, a predicted model, not a curated record